CUUCAUUCAUCCUUCUUUUUCCCUCUCUUAGCCUCCUCUGAGACAACUUUUAUCACAAUUUUUCUGAGUCAAACAAUUAAUUCAAUGAAAUGAAAUUCCAUUCUUCAUCAAUCAAUUCUUUUUCAUCAUCAAACAACAAAACCCAUGAAAAAAAAAAAAAAACAGAAAAUUUUUUUGAACCUAGCACUGGGUUCGAACGAACCCUGCACCUGGGUUCGUUUGGGAACCCAGCACCUGGGUUCGUUUGGGAACCCAGCACCUGGGUUCCAAGGAACCCUGCACCUGGGUUCCAACGAACCCAGAGGCGCCUGCUGGGUAUACAAUUAUGUAAAAGAUAAAGUCAGAGAUGCUGUAAUUAAGCUUAUUGAUAAAGAACGUGAGGGAGAGCAGGUAGACAGGGCACUGUUGAAGAAUGUGUUGGGUAUUUUUGUUGACAUUGGCAUGGGGCAGAUGGAACAAUAUGAAAAAGACUUUGAAUCAUCCUUUCUCAAUGAUACUGGUGGUUACUAUUCACGCAAGGCAUCAAUCUGGAUUUUGGAGGAUUCUUGUCCAGAUUACAUGUUAAAGUCUGAAGAAUGCUUGAAGAAGGAAAGGGAAAGGGUGUCCCAUUACCUGCAUUUAAGCAGUGAACCGAAGUUGGUGGAGAAAGUGCAACAAGAGUUGCUGGUGGUCUUUGCUGGUCAACUACUUGAAAAAGAGCAUUCUGGAUGUCGGGAAUUGCUCAGAGAUGAUAAGGUGGAUGAUCUUUCUAGGAUGUACAGGCUUUACCACAAAAUACCUAAAGGAUUGGAACAAGUGGCUAAUGUUUUCAAGCAGCAUGUCACUAAUGAGGGUACAGAUCUUGUUCAACAAGCUGAAGAUGCUGCAAGUAGCCAGAUGAAACAAACACCUGGCCAAGACUACUGCUGCAAUUGGUCAGUUCCCCAACCCCUUAAAUACAUCUUUGAUGGAGCUCCUAGUUCAGUCUCAACAAAGCGUCAUGCUUUCUCUGGUUAGACUGAAAGGAAACUAUCAUGAAAUUAUGUUAGGAGAAUUACAUAAAAAUUAAUAUGAACU
Molecule: messenger RNA, 1056 nt
Organism: Rubroshorea leprosula
Lineage: Eukaryota; Viridiplantae; Streptophyta; Magnoliopsida; Malvales; Dipterocarpaceae
Source: the annotation of a GenBank genome assembly